Messenger RNA from Saccharomycopsis crataegensis, 2604 nucleotides. Its product is annotated as DEAD/DEAH box helicase family protein. The coding region runs from base 1 to 2604 and encodes 867 amino acids. Gene Ontology annotation, molecular function: RNA helicase activity. Lineage: Eukaryota; Fungi; Ascomycota; Saccharomycetes; Ascoideales; Saccharomycopsidaceae. The transcript has a single exon. Gene Ontology annotation, cellular component: cytoplasm. The record is from RefSeq and is a predicted model, not a curated record. Gene Ontology annotation, biological process: nuclear-transcribed mRNA catabolic process, nonsense-mediated decay.
AUGGGCAUCACAAUAAAUGAUUCUUCUUUCAACUGCUUGGAUUGUCGGAAGCGCUUCCCAUCGGACAAGGUUAUGUCCCAUUUGGAAACCACAACUCACAAACAUUUCACCCUUUUUGACGACCAUGAAGUUCUCAAAUGUGAUUUCUGCUUUAAGGUGAACGCUCGCCGUCUAGCCUGUGUCAAAGUCAACGAAUGCUUGUUCGUCUCCUGUGAUUCCUGCAUUGCUGAAUUGGAUUCGCCGGAGGCUCAGGAACCAUCAGUUUUCCAAAUGUUCAAAACUUAUCAAGAAAUCAGAAGAGAUAUGUAUGGAAAAAUGACUGAUUUGCUUUCUUUCUCUACCAAGAAAUUCCUCAAAAUUGAAAAGCGGUUUUCUAAAAGAGGUUUGAAAGUUUGGAAGGAUGAUUUGGGUAAUUUCACCAUUAUCAAAGGUCAACCAAAAGGUCAAUAUUACAAACAACAAAUCAGUGCCACCGUUUCCAAAAAAAUGAUAGGCGAUGCAAAUAUCAAGGAAUUAACUCAAGAUGACAACAAUCUCCCAACAUCUGAAAAAAUUGCCGAGGUGAUUGAUGAUCAAUUAGCACUCGAAACUGCUCCUGUUGAGCUGGAAAUGAAGACUUGUUCUUUCAAAGAUGUCGAGAAGAUUAUUCAUAAAAUGUCUAAAAAACCACCGAAACUUCAUUAUUCUACUCUUGGACACUACUUGCGCGAAAUGAGCUUUUGUGUAUAUCUUGAGGAACUUUUUGAAACCUUUCCUUCUGAUCCUCUUAUUUAUAACAAAUCCAAUGCUAAUAAAUAUUAUGUUGAGUUGGAUUACCAACAAGAAAUGGUGGAAAGACUCAGUGACAAAAUGAGGAGCCUCAAAGAUAUUCCUUUUUCUCCACAUCAAUUAUUUAUUUUGGCUAACGAGCAAAAUGUCUGGUAUGGUUACGUGGAAUCACGCUGGUUGGACAAUGCUGACAGUCCAAGCAGAAUCAACGUGAUUGUGAAUUUGUAUAAUUGGAACAGCAAAGGCUUGCCAAGAAGAUCAAAUGAUAUUAAAAUAUUCCCGUGCUCGUACAAUGCUAGCAGGAUCUUAAAUUCCAUGGAUAAAUUAUAUCAGCUGCAGAUGAAGACUUUGUUGAUUGGGAAAUCGGCACACUCACUUACUGAUUCUGUGAACUACGAUAUUGACAAUUUGGAAUUUUUCAAUAGUGCAUUCAACCAGUAUCAAAGACUGGCAGUGAAAUAUGCAUUGAAGAUGUCUGUAUCAUUGAUCAGAGCCCCAUUUGGUACUGGAAAGACCGUGCUUAUUGUCGAGUUGGUUCGUCAAUUAUUGCGUAUGGGAGUCUAUCCCAUCAGAGUGGUUGCCGCUUCUAACUUGGCUGUUGAUAAUAUCGCCCAAUUAAUGAUUCCACAAUAUAAAGAUGAUAUUUUACGGAUUGUUUCCCAAGGAGUGGAAAGUAAAUACAGAAAUAGCCACCAAUUGAGUGGUGUUUGCGUGCACAAUAAAGUGGGGAAACUUUUAGGCGAUAAGUGUCUUGAAAUCAAAAAAAAAUUGGAAACCAAGAAGCCGGUGAAACCUAACGAGUUCAAACUUUACAGACGGGAAUGUUACGAGCUCAGUUCGAAAUUGGCAUCAAAAGCCAAAGUUAUUUUUUCAACCACGAGUUGUGCAGAUAGAUAUUCGGAUAAUUACGGAUACAAGGUUCCAGUGGUAAUCAUGGACGAAAGCACCGAAUCUUCUGAACCAAGCUGCUUGAUUCCAUUAUCAUUGCCAGGAGUGAAAAAAGCGAUUUUUGUCGGAGAUGACAAACAGCUUAGCUUUUUCAGCAAAUCGAAAUAUUUGACUCUUUCCUUGUUUGAAAGAUUAAUCGAAAAUAAUAAAGUUGGAGAGCCAGAAAUGUUGCAUACCCAAUUUAGAAUGCAUCCUAUCCUUAGUGCGUUUCCUAAUGUUCAUUUUUAUAAUGGGUUGUUGGCUAAUGGGGUUAGUGCUGAAGAAAGAACUAUCACAAGUAUCCACAAUCCGGUGGUUUGGUGGAACACUGCUUCGCUCGAAAAGCAUUCUGAAAAAGCAAUCACCGCCCUGGAAAGUGUUGUAUCUGUAGAUGGCCAUGAAACCUAUGACAAUGAAACUGAGGCUGAUCUUGUGGUGAAAGUGAUCAAAAAAUUAGUGUAUGAAAAGAAGGUGAAGAGAAAAGAUAUUGGGAUCAUUACCCCAUACAGGGGCCAGAAAGUGAGGAUUGCCAAUGCUCUCUUGAAAGAUAUGAAAGUCCAGAAUAAUAAGAUUGUGGAUAUCAGUGAUGAUAAUGAAGAAUUAUUCAACGACAAAAUAAGCUCAACCAUUAUGAAGCUUGAUGGGGUGGAAAUCAGUUCGAUUGAUGGGUUUCAGGGGAAAGAGAAGAAAUUCAUUGUAUUGUCAUUAGUUAGAUCCAAUGAUAAGGGUAGUAUUGGGUUUUUAAAUGAUAAAAGAAGAACCAAUGUCGCUUUGACUAGGGCCAAGUUUGGAUUGAUUUUGGUUGGUGAUUUGACCUGUAUGAGAAAGAAGGAUGGGACGUGGAAGGCAUAUGGAGAGUGGUUGAAAGCAAAUGGUAGAAUUAUCGAAGGAGAUGAGUUUACUUAUUAA